UUAAAAUAUUCAAAAUGGCGGACGGAGGAGCAGCGAGUCAAGAUGAGAGUUCAGCCGCGGCGGCAGCAGCAGCAGACUCAAGAAUGAACAAUCCGUCAGAAUCCAGUAAACCAUCUAUGGAGAGUGGAGAUGGCAACACGGGCACACAAACCAAUGGUCUGGACUUUCAGAAGCAGCCUGUGCCUGUCGGAGCAGCAAUCUCAACAGCCCAAGCCCAAGCUUUCCUUGGACAUCUCCAUCAGGUCCAGCUCGCUGGAACAAGUUUACAGGCUGCUGCUCAGUCUUUAAAUGUACAGGCUAAAUGUAAUGAAGAAUCGGGGGAUUCCCAGCAACCAAGUCAGCCUUCCCAGCAGCCUUCAGUGCAGGCAGCCAUUCCUCAGACUCAGCUUAUGCUGGCUGGAGGACAGAUAACCGGGCUAACUCUGACGCCAGCCCAGCAACAGCUAUUACUGCAGCAGGCGCAGGCCCAGGCACAGCUGCUGGCCGCUGCAGUACAGCAACACUCUGCCAGCCAGCAGCACAGUGCUGCUGGGGCCACCAUCUCAGCCUCCGCCGCCACGCCCAUGACGCAGAUCCCCCUGUCUCAGCCCAUACAGAUCGCACAGGAUCUUCAACAGCUGCAACAGCUUCAGCAGCAGAAUCUCAACCUGCAGCAGUUUGUGUUGGUGCAUCCAACUACCAACCUGCAGCCGGCGCAGUUCAUCAUCUCACAGACACCCCAGGGCCAACAGGGUCUCCUGCAAGCGCAAAAUCUUUUAACACAACUACCUCAGCAAAGCCAAGCCAACCUCCUGCAGUCGCAGCCAAGCAUCACCCUCACCUCCCAGCCAGCAACCCCAACACGCACAAUAGCAGCAACCCCAAUUCAGACACUUCCACAGAGCCAGUCAACACCAAAGCGAAUCGAUACUCCCAGCUUGGAGGAGCCCAGUGACCUUGAGGAGCUUGAGCAGUUUGCCAAGACCUUCAAACAAAGACGAAUCAAACUUGGAUUUACUCAGGGUGAUGUCGGGCUUGCCAUGGGGAAACUAUAUGGAAACGACUUCAGCCAAACUACCAUCUCUCGCUUUGAAGCCUUGAACCUCAGCUUUAAGAACAUGUGCAAGUUAAAGCCACUUUUGGAGAAGUGGCUAAAUGAUGCAGAGAACCUCUCAUCUGAUUCGGCCCUCUCCAGCCCAAGUGCCCUGAAUUCUCCAGGAAUUGAGGGCUUGAACCGUAGGAGGAAGAAACGCACCAGCAUAGAGACUAACAUCCGUGGGGCCUUAGAGAAGAGUUUCUUGGAAAAUCAAAAGCCUACCUCGGAAGAGAUCACAAUGAUUGCUGAUCAACUCAACAUGGAAAAGGAGGUGAUUCGUGUUUGGUUUUGUAACCGCCGCCAGAAGGAAAAAAGAAUCAACCCACCAAGCAGUGGUGGGACCAGCAGCUCACCUAUCAAAGCAAUUUUCCCCAGCCCAACUUCACUGGUGGCGACCACACCAAGCCUUGUGACAAGCAGCACAGCAACCACCCUCACUGUCAGCCCUGUCCUCCCUCUGACCAGUGCUGCAGUGACUAAUCUCCCAGUCACAGGCACUACAGACGCCACCUCCAACAACACGGCAACCGUGAUUUCCACAGCACCUCCAGCUUCCUCAGCAGUCACAUCUCCCUCUCUGAGUCCCUCCCCUUCUGCCUCAGCCUCCACCUCUGAGGCAUCCAGUGUCAGUGAGACCAGCACAACACAGACCACCUCCGCUCCUUUGUCCUCCCCUCUUGGGACCAGCCAGGUGAUGGUGACAGCGUCAGGCUUACAAACAGCAGCAGCUGCCGCCCUCCAAGGAGCUGCGCAGUUACCAGCAAAUGCCAGUCUGGCUGCCAUGGCUGCUGCUGCAGGACUAAACCCAGGCCUGAUGGCACCCUCACAGUUUGCGGCUGGAGGUGCCUUACUCAGUCUCAAUCCAGGGACCCUGGGCGGUGCUCUCAGCCCAGCUCUGAUGAGCAACAGUACACUGGCAACUAUUCAAGCUCUUGCUUCUGGUGGCUCUCUUCCAAUAACGUCACUGGAUGCAACUGGGAACCUGGUAUUUGCCAAUGCAGGAGGAGCCCCCAACAUCGUGACCGCCCCUCUGUUCCUGAACCCUCAGAACCUCUCUCUGCUCACCAGCAACCCGGUUAGCUUGGUCUCUGCUGCCGCAGCCUCUGCAGGGAACUCUGCGCCUGUAGCCAGCCUUCACGCCACCUCCACCUCAGCUGAGUCCAUCCAGAACUCUCUCUUCACAGUGGCCUCUGCCGGCGGGGCUGCGCCCACCACCAGCACUGCCUCCAAGGCGCAGUGAGCUGGGCAGAGCAGGGGUGCCGGGAGCCUUUUACUCUGCAGUGUAACUGGGCUGCCAGCCAGGUUAAUAAAACUGAAAAAUGUGAUUGGCUUCCUUUCACCACCAUGUUGUGAGAGCAAAGGAGAGAAGGAAGAGAAGAAAAAACAUACCAGAAAAAAAAAAAAAGGAGGAAAGGAUGGAGAUGGGACAACAUUUGCCUAAUUUUGUAAUAAAACACUGUCUUUUCAGGAUUGCUUCAUGGAUUGGAGAACUUUCUAACUAAAAAUUAAAAAAAAAAAGAAACAAAAAAUCAAAAACAAACAAACAAAAAAAUAAGUGAAAGGACUACUUAUCAUUUCCAGCAGUCAUGAUGACAAGUGAAGGUGGGUUACCAAUUCCAAUAUAGGAAGGGGAUUUCUUGUUUGUCUAAAUUUCUUUUUAUCUUAAAAAAAAAAAUCAUUUUUAUGGGUCUGUUGUACAGGCCACUAAGUCAUAACAAGGUGUUUAUAAUCGUAUCAAUUGUGUUGGGGGUUCCUUUCUUAACUGGUACAAUUUAGGCAGGCCUGUAUUACUGUGUCUCUAUUAUUAUUGUUGUUGUUAUUGUUUUAUAUAUAUAUAUAUUAUAUAGUUUGGACAUGUUUAUCUCUUGCUCCUGGAUCCUAUUUCAGUGAGCUCCCACACUGUGGGGAGGGAGGGUUUCAGGGUAAGGGGAGACUUCUGUUCUUAACUGCGGGGAAUGUUCUUGCUGGUUUCCUUAUCCUUGAUGACUCUUACAGAGGUGCUAGAAAAUUAUUUUCUUUUGCCACUUAUGCAAGAGGCUUGGUGCAGAAGCUGAAGGCAGUGUGUGCAAACACUCCCACUCCACACAUCCCCCCCAUCAGGUGGUGCCUUUGGAGCACUUUUGUGUAGGAAGAAAUUCCUGCUGAACUGUAGCUCUCACUCACCCCCAAAUCAUUGAAUGACCCUGAGGCCCAGAUCCUGUAGUGCAACAGUGCUGCUUUCUGCUACUUUCAAUGGGAACAGCUGUACGUGUUGCAGGGCGGGAUUUGGUUCUGAAGAGCAAAGACUACUGCAGACACCUGACUUGGUGGUUCUCCUGAUUUCUAAUUUCCUGAAAAUGCUCCUAUUGUUGGUGUGUUUGUUUUUUCCAUUUUUCAGAAGUUUUUCAUCUAAACUUCCUUUAAGUUACUUGGCAAAGAACAAACUGACUUAUUGAAGUUGGAAAACUUUCCUCUUCUUUUAUUUUCUGAAGGAAUUCUAGUAUUUUUCCAUCAAUUAUAUACGUAAAAGAGGUGUGAUGAGAAGAGUCUGAGGUUGCCAGCUUUUCCUCUAGAAAGCCACAGACUUCCUUUCCACUGGAUGGCUUAUAAAUUCCUGUAACCCUGAGAUUCUGCUUGGUUCUCUGACUAAAGGAGGCACUCACUUACUAGCGGGGCAGGAUCUAUAGAACUUCAAGCAGGAACUUUGCACACGCCACAUGAAGUGUCAUUAGUUGGUGACACUUCCGCUAGUUAGGUCUACAUAGCAAUUCACACUCUUUAUUGGGUGUAGAAAGUGAUCAGCUCCUGUAAUUAUUUUCAGGGUGUUUCUAGACCAUAUAAAUGAGCCCCUUGAAAAGGAAGAGCUUGUGAAAGUGGAUGAGGAGGAAUAAGGGUAACUUAGAGAUUAAAUUCCCUUUUUUGUCAGUGUACUGUUAUUAUACCGUCUGUAUGAAAAAAAAUUCCAAAAGACUGGAUUACUGCACUGCAGCUCAUCUAAGUUCCCCUUCUUAUUGGAGUUGAAGGUUCCCAUUUGGUGUCUAUGGGGUUUUGUUUAAAUCUCUGGUGGUCCCAAGACUGCAUUUUUCUCCCUUUGGAGCUGAGAGUGUAGAGAGAACUUACAGGUGGUUUUUAGUCGGAUUGCUUUGCUUGUGUCCACAAGGAAGCUUGGAUUCCGUGUACUUCGCUCUCUUCACCAUUGUUGAGAAGGCAGUAAUACAGACAGAGUGUGAACUUUGCUUGUAAUUUAAGUGGGAGACAGUCACAUUAAUAUUAAAAGUCAGAAAUAGUUUAGUCCCCUUUAAAAUUUUUUUCUGUUUUUUUUUUGUCUUAAUUUUAUUUCACAAAAUAUUUAAAUUACCACCCCUAAAUUUCUUCCUUACCCUUUACCUUCCCUAAAAUCCCUCCAAAAUCAGUGAACUGCAAGCAGGGAAAUUAACAAAUGUCCAUCCACCUUUUUUGUGUGGUGUGUUUUUUAUGUUUGUUUGUUUGUUUGUUUUUUUAAACUAAGCUUGAACCAAAGUCAAUUUUUAGCAAGCUGCUGUACUAAUGGACUAGUUUAUGAUGUGCAGUUCAGACACAUUGAGGAGAUAGAUGCUACUGACAAUUUCUUUUUCAUUUGUCUUUAUUAAUUUUAUAUAAAAGUUGCUGCUUGUUUUUAAUCUUUUAUGUUGGUAAAUUGUAAUAUCCUCUGGGCAGACAUUAACUUGAUGUUUAACUAGUUUAUUUAGGUUGGUGUGUAAAUAGAAUGGCAGUGUCGGUUACUAAUUUCUCUCCUCUCCAUCCACUUUUUCUCUGUUGUAGUUAAAUUUAAUCUUUUAUCCUGACUUGCCAUCUCUAACUUUAGUCUGUGCAAAUAAUUUAGGGCUAUCAGUGAUACUGUAGUUGCCAAUAGCAAUGAGUCCCUCCCUUGGGAGUGUGGAAAGUUAGGAGGAAGGAUUCGGGGAGGGGAAUGCUGAUGCCCACCACACUGGAUUAGAAGUUGUAGCAUUAAUUUCCCAAGAUUGCUACCAAAGGGAGUGUGGAGUCCCGAGGGACUCAAGCCCAGUGAGUCAGGAGGAAGGGCAAGGAAAGACUGCUUAGGGUUUUUUGGGUUUUUUUUUUCACAUGUGGUUAAAAAUGAUCCUUUUCCCAAAUAAGAUCCAACAAAAGACUUUAAUAUUAAAAAAGAUACUAAGCUUUAAAUGUCAGUACAAGGGUCAUUAAUUUCUAUUCCCUGUCUAUAUUCUCUCUCAUCAGUUUGGUAUAAGAGGAUUCUACCAUUUGGUGUGUGUAUCACUUGAUGAGGGUAGACCUUAAACCAGUAUAAAAAAAAACAACAAAACUGUGUUUAAAGGAAUAAUCUUUAGACCAAGAUAAAUCCUUAGAUAAAAAUGAAACUUUUUCUCUUUUUUUACUCAUGUAAAAAUAAGUUAUAAAAUGAAAGGUACAUAUACCUAUGUACACAUGAAACACUAAUAUAGCUUGUUGGUGAGUGUUUAGUUUAAAAUCAACUCCUUGCACCAUCACUAUUCUACUGAUCAUAUUGCUUCAUGAACACCUUAGUCAUUUUUUACUUUAUAUCAUCUUUUUUUAAUUGUCUCGAGAAAUGCAUUUUGAAUUGAAUGAACUAUCUCCUACACUAAAGUACUCAAACUUAACUUUUAGCCACCUUGUGAAGGGAGACUGGAAACUAAAGAGGGACAUUAGACCAAAAAGAGGUGUUCAGUAGAGUUUCUACAUUUUGAAGAAGAAAGGCCAGAUAGGUCAUCACAAUUCAUUGUAUCAUUCUUUUUCUUUUUGUUCCUCCUUACUGUUUAUGCAAGUUGUAUUUUUAUCCCUGAAUUUGGUUAACACGUAUUAAGCCAAAGACUAAUUCUAAAUGCAUUUAUAGUAAUAUUAUAUUUGCCCAUAGUAAUGGGCUCUCCCUAGGGAGUGGUGAAUGUAAUUGUUUGAAUCCUGCUCGUCACAAGUGGUGCAAUUUGGUCAUAAACUUUAUUUAUACCCUGUAUAAAUCUGAAGGACAGAGCAGGAAGACCAAAAAGGGCUUCUCACAGGAACAAUACUACUGUGUUGUUCUAAGAAAUAAGUUGAGUUCUGUAUUAGUUUAAAUGUUUCUGAAGUUCUAUAGGCAGCUUUUUAGAAGUAAGAGAAAAAAUGUUUGUAUCCAUUACCUGAUAUAAUACACACUUCCUUUUGUUUAUUGUCAGAAAGAUCAAUACCAUCUCAAUUUAUUCAACUCGUACUCGAGAAAUGGAACCAAAGCAAUCCAACUUUCAUUUGGUAUAGGACCAUACCUAUUUAUACUUCAUGGUAGCGUUAUAAGAAAUUAAUCCUUUUUGUGUUUAAAUAAAAGGGAAAAAUAAGACUGAAAGAUUUUUAGUGAAACAUCUUGCCAACUCGUCCUACAUCAUUCAUUCAUUCAUUAUUGGGGAAAAAAGCACAAUUGUACUUCUUUUCAUGUUAUUUUGUCUCAUUAUCCCUCAUUUGUUUGGCAAGAUAAGGAAAACCUUGUCUAUAUUUAUCCAGAAGCACAGGUAUUUGCUUGAUAAAACAUUUGAAUUCAGCCCAAUCUUUAACAUUUUCUUUUUAACUUAUUGGAAAAGCCAGAUACAUUUGCAAACAUAGGAAAUUCGUGUAAGUUUUUAAAGUUAUGAAUCUUGAUAAAAAACAUUGGAAUUAGUAUGUAAUGAACACUUGGCUUACCGAAGACACUCUCUGUAGUUCAUAAUCUAAAGCUGUUCCCAAACCAUGUCAUCCUCACAAAACAUUGUUUUAACUAAGACAAAAAAGAAAAGAAAAGAUCACUGAAAUAGGAAGACAGAGAAACUGAGAGGCCUCUUUGUAUCUGCCCAAGAAAAGAGAAUCACUGCCAGGGAGAAGUUGGAAGGCCUGGACGUCAUGUUAGCAGGUUGCUUUGGCCUCAGCCCUGGAGAGGCCCUCCAAAGACCAGUCUGCAGUUACAGGAACACCUCAACAAUUCACUAGGCGAAUUUGUCCAAAUCAUUUCUCAUUAAAUCAGCAUCUAAAUAAUGAAUUUAAAGUUUACUGGUUCUUCAAACCCUGUUUAUUAAAGUUGAAAGAGUUGAAAGAUGGCUAAUACUAAUGGGGAAAAAAAGACUAGUUAGAAUUUUCCAAAUGAGCAAGAAUCUAUGGCAGGGGUCCUCAAACUUUUUAAACAGGGGGCCAAUUCACUGCCCCUCAGACCAUUGGGGGGCCGGACUAUAGUUUAAAAAAAAACAAACAAAAAACUAUGAACAAAUUCCUAUGCACACUGCACAUAUCUUAUUUUGAAGUAAAAAAACAAAACGAGAACAAAUAACAAUUACACCGCCUCAUGUGGCCCGCGGGCCAUAGUUUGAGGACCCCUGAUCUAUGAGUUAAUUUCCUCGUAACUGAUAGUUCACUUUUAGAUUUAUGUAUGAAGAUCAUUUAAAUCAUUGUCCUGGCUGUUUGAAGACAUUUUCAGUCUUAAGACAUUUUGAGGGCGACACUUUAUAAAGUGGUAAGUCUUUCUUAGCAUUGACUUUCACUUUUGAGAAGAAAAAAAAUCAUUCUUUGCCAUUCCUCUGAGAAGAAUAACUAAGAUGGGCUAUUGUAGGUUUACAUAGACAGCACACUAAGUACAUAUGGAAACUUGGACAGGAAUAGGACACAUAAUUCACCUUCAUCAUUAAAGGCUAAUCAUCCUUUUCUUAAUCAAAGAAAUUAGAUGAGUCAACCCUGAGAUUCCUGGUAAGAUACUGGAAAGGAUUCCACUGGAAGGACAGGAAUGUGUUUUUCCCAGGGUUGUCCAGUUUGCACCAGUUUUCCGAAUGGUUUGUCAACAGCUGCUUUCUUCUAACUGCCCUUACUCAUGAAGUAGUUCCUUGUUUUGACUCUUCUACUUUUGGCCUUCGCUAAAAGCAGCAAAUUCGAGUGAACCUUCUGUUGAUUGCAUAACCAGGAUCUCCUUUUCUCUUUUCCUUUUCUUCUUUUUCACUUUGAAUGGUGGUACCUUAAUCUGGGUAACAGCUAGCUUCUGGCACCUUCAUAAAAUACCUCAGCAUAGCUUAGCAUUGUUACAGAACUGGUUUUAAACUAAAAACCAUAUAAAUAAAAGAAGAAACUUUAUAAAUAGUGGAAAUGAUUCUAGCUGUAGCAUUUAGUUGAACUAAUUAUUAUGACUGAUGAAAAUGAUCGAUGCUGUAUGUAUUCGGGAUCCUGUUUAUAGGCUACAGUUUAUAGGGUUAGGGAGGGUUGGGUGGGGGAAGAGAAGUUGAUUAUGUUAGAAGGAAAACGUUGCUCGUGUGUGUUUGUUUUUUCCUAUAUCUGUCUUGCCAAAGGAAACUUGAUUUUCCCUGUGAUUGGGUUUGAGAUUUGUUGGCCUCUUUGUGGUCUGAUCCGCAGCACAGUGUGUGGUGGCGCGCAGGUAACAUGAGGGUACCUAGUGGGUGCAGGACCCCUAAGGGUGCAUUUACAUCCCUUCCUGUGGCUGCCUGUGUGCCCCAGACCCUGCCAGACUCUCCUGAUGAUUCAUUACCUCUGUGUAUAGCAGAAGCUUAGGCAAAGGACGAAUGUAUGAAUGUCUGGGUGUGCACUUGAGAAAUAGAGGCAGAACUAGACAUGCACCAAUUACUUUGGAGAGGAAAGAAGAGGUGAGUGGUUGAUGUAUCCUAAUCUAGGAAAACUAAAGUGAAACAGAUUAUUCUUGUCUCCCUCCAUCAGGUUAUUAGAUGUUAUGCUACUAGCACAGCAUUUUAAAACCUUACUUCUUUUUCUCAUACCAAGGCUAGUAGUUCUCUAAACAGCAAAAAACAAACCAAGAAGUGAAAACUAAUCUGCUGACCUCACACGUGAGAAGGUGUGACCCUCAAGGAUUGGUUGGUCAGUGGGGUAGAGAAGAGUAUUAUUCUUGGUGGGAAUGUGAAUGAGAAAUGAUGCUGGUCUGUGCUGGUCUAGGGAAAAUUACAAGCCCUUCUGCCCAUCCUCUGGGACAGAACUUUCUCAGCUCCCUGAGUUCAGAUAUAAACUAUAUCUCCAGAAGUCCUAUUUUUUUAAAUAAAUGAUCUAUCUCACAUAACUUAGUGGGAUUUGGUUUGGAUACCAAAGACACUGCGAUACCAUUCUGUGCUUAUUCUUGUGUUUUCAAGACAGGCAGAGGGAAUAAGAACAAAACGCUGGUAUUUAGAAAAGCUUUUCUUUGCCUCUUUCCUGCCCUGCUCCUUCCCGCCUUCCCUGCUUUUUGAAGGAAGUCUUCUUGUUGGUUAUCCUGGCUUUGGGAAAGAGAUUGGUUUUGUUUUGCUCUGUUGGCUCUGUAAACAUGGAUAGGAUUGCUCUGUGUAGCAGUGAUAUUCUUGGAAUUGCUGAGAAAUUUGGGGAGGGCAAAAAAUGAGGGUAGAAUUUUUUUGUUUAGGUGGGAACCUGCUGCCUUGGGCCACAUGUGGCCCUCCAGAUCCCCAAGUGCAGCCCCUCGACCAAAUCCAAACUUCACAAAAAAAUCCUUUUAUUAAAAGGAUUUGUUGCUAAAAUUUGGAUUCAGUCAAAAGGAUCCAGAAGUCCAGAUGUUGGCCCCAAGGCCGCAGGUUCUGCACCCUGGGAAGAGCACGAUUACAUGGAAAACCAAAAGAUCUUCUCUUUCUCUCCUGUAGAGCUAUUUUCUUCACAAAUGUUUUUAUAAAUGAGCUCCAGGGAGCUGAGUAGUUCAUUAUUGUGUACAUUGAUAGGACACAGAAAGGGAACGGGAAAAUAAAUAUAUCGCUCUCUGAAUAUUCCAUCAAAGAAUCACCAGGUUGCAGAACUUCAUGAAAGCUUUACUAAUAGUCUUAUUGUUCUGACUUUAUAUAAAGGUGGUAUUACUAUUGUGUGACUUUUCAAAGUGCUAGAUAGGUUUCUAAGUAGAUAAUAGUGAUAUUGAAGAGAAGAGCACUUGAAACAAAAGCUGUGGGAAGACAGGUGUGGGUGUGAUGAGACACCUCUGGGAGCACGGAGGCCACGCUCCUGGGGCCUGGGAGGGUGGAGGUGUUCUAGGAUUCUGUGUCCCUGAAUCUGCCCCCUCUACCCAGGGCUCCACCACCCACUGCCACCUUCUGGUUCAAACCCAGGACACUGUCAAAAGGUUAAGCCCCCAAAAACAAUUUACUGUAAAAAAACAUUGAGGUCUGCUGCAAAGUUUUCCUGUUUUCUUUGUUUAUGAGUUCAUCUUGUGUAAAUUGGCCACGCCCUCACAAAAGCAGCUUAAAGCUUCUUUCAUAAAUUGCCAGUGGCAUUGAGUUCUUAAACAUUUUAUCCCAGAGUCUGCAGGCAGACAGCUGGAUACAGUGCUGUGUAUUUUUUAUGAGACGGUCAAACCCUUUAGUUCCUUAAAACUGGGAUCUCUUUCGAAAGAACAAGGACAGAGCCAAGUAGAGAGAAGACUCUGUGUUCCCACCCAGUGCUAAAAGUGUCUCAAGGUCUGAAAAAUACAGGAGGAAAUGAAAUGCACUUUCAGAAGCUGAAAUGACAGUGUCUGCGACAAAAGGCUGUAGUUGUAGGCAGUGGGGGGUACCGUGUCUUUGGUUCCAUUCCUGCAUCAGUCUGCAGAAGGCACAUACUUCCUAAGAGUAGAGUGGGCCAGUGCCAGCUGGUUGGGUUUAAAGCUGCAAGCAGUUAGAGAAAAAGAGGUGGGGGGUGGGGGGUGGGGAGGGUGGAGGGGAUUGAGGAUAAGACUUUGCAACCUUGGCUUUCUACAACAUAAAUUGUGUGUUUCCCCUAUGGGCAGGUCAGGGGAGAGAAAGACUUCUUCCAGCUUCUUUCUUCUGCCUGCCUGGGCGUGCAUGCAUGCAUUUCAAUCCACAGGAGUCUCUCCCUGCAGGAAGGGCCCUCCUCCCACAUUAGACGCACUUCCAUCCCCUCUGUGUUGGCAAUGAAGGCUAGGUGAGUAAGUGUGGGCCGUUCUACCCACCACACGUCCAGGAUCUAUUGUAUACCUCAUUUCUAACUCGUAACUGAGUAACUUGCUUUAACUUUCUCAAAACCCUACAGAGUUGCCAAGUCUGCCCUCCCUGCUCUCAGUAAGUAAUGUUGAACUCUGGCCUACAGCAUCAUGGGACCAGUAGCCGAGGGUGGGAUCCCCCAAAACAAGCCUCUGAAUGUCGCUGCUUAAAAGCUACUGCAAACUGAGGGCAAAUUGCAAUCUUCUGUUUCUUUUUGUUGCAAGGGGUCUUCACAGGUCUCUUAACAUCUCCUUUCCCAGCCACCCUACCUUUAGGGGCUGGCCAGUUACCCGCACCCCCAGCCCACCCCGUGUCCCAAUGGCUGGCCACACAUCCACUUCUGUACUUGUCUUUUCCCUGGUGGGAUAGAGGCCAUCCCCUUCCCGUCCGAGGCCUCGGGGUUCUGUUUAUAUCAGGACUUUGGGUAGAAGGGAAGACACCAAAGGCUCUUUUUAGCUGACUGCUGCAUAAACACUUCACUUUUUUUCUUUUGACAUGACCAAAAAAUCCAAAUAUUUAAGUUUAUUAUUAUUAAUAUUAUUAUUAUUUGACAAUCUUAUAUCCAGUGGGCUCUCUAGAAGCUGCAUCCCCAGCCCUUUCACCUUUUCUUUGAAUGUAGUUCCUGACCUUCAGUUCCCACCCCGAGGGUUGAAAAAAGCUUAGCCAGGUCAUAAUACUGCUGCUAUAAGCCAGGGGAGGGUGGUUUCUUUGAUUUGUUUUGUUUUGUUUUUUAAAUUUCCAGCCAAAACCAAAGAUUUCUUAAUGAUUGUAUAAACUCAAAACAAACAAAAAAACCAAAGAAAGGGGAAGUCUUCAGCAUCAAUCCAACCUGUGGCGUCCUGGCGUUUAGAAGGUGAGGCUGGGGCAGGGGGGGAGCCUCCGACCAAUCAGAGAGGGCAGGCAGCUGUCAGCCACCUUCUGGGCUUUUCCACAGUUGCAUGCUGGGCAGCUGUAGCCCUUGCCAACUUUCAGGCGUGCCAAGAAACGAAUUGGCAUUCAGAUUUUCCAAACAAAAGACAGAACCCCAUCACCACCAUAAUCCACCCUACAACAACCAGGGUCACCACAGGGAUUUAGCACAGGGACUAGGGCUGGUGGGAGCCUCUGCUGAACUGGCCGAGGACUCCACAGAGUGGAGGACAUUGAAGACACUGGUGCAGGAUUGGCUGCUCUGCUGGGUGCUUUAACCUCUGGGGCUGGGCGAAUGCACGCCAAAGGGCCCUUCGGAGCCUUUUUUAUCUUUUCCUUUACUGGAACUGCUUGGAAGUGGCUGGCCUGUGUGUGAGAAAACAUGCAGAAAGAUUAUCAAGCUUUUCAUUUCUCUUUAUUGUAGUUUUGUUUCCUUUUUGCAGCACCACUGUGCAACUAUGCAUUGUAUUUCACAACCUUUUGUGCUAGGUAGAUGCCUGUGACUUUUUAACUUGGGGGGUGGGGGGAUUGCAAAUGAAGGAACUUUUUACAUGGAUCUUUUUAAUCUCAGUUGAUUGGGGGAGGGGGGUAUUUGGUUCUAGGGUCAUACAAGCUCUAUCCCAAAGCAAAAUCCAAAUGUUAAUAAUAUUAGCCUGAUGCAGAUACCAAAGAUAAUUUCUUUCCUGCAGAACCUUAGACUUGUGUAUUAAGUACGAUUACCCAGCACUUGCAUUAGUCUAACCUCAGUAAUUCCAAAGCUUAGAUGUAUAUUUUGGUAUAUUUCUGGGAUAUUAAAAAAAAAAUGUCGUUUAACUUCUUGUUUGUUUCAGUGUAAUGCUCUUAAAGUCAUAGCAUGAAAAUAAUUGAACUGUCCUAUUCUUAGUAGUUUGAAAUAAUAGUAUUUUUGUAUGUUUUGGGUGUGUCUAUGUAUGUAUUAACAUAACAGUUUUCACUGCCUAGGUGUUCAUAAUAAAAAAGAAAAUGAAAAAGUUUCGAGUGUACAUAAUAUUCAAUAAUAAUCUUCCACCAGGUGUCAAUUUGGAUUGCCCAUUCUUGUUCCCAGUCGGGAUUUUGUUUUGUUUUAAAGAGACAGUGAUCGUGUUUUUCUAAAGAUACUUUCUUUCUGUCUUUGAAUAUCUUAACUCCUCCACCUUUUCUUUUCUUUCUUUCUUUCUUUUUUUUUUUUUAAUUAUUAAUUCAGGGGUGUUUUUCCACUGUUGUCAAGGGAGGGACAUGAGGGGAAUUGGUCCCUUGACCUCCCAGAACUUUCUGUUUUAUGUAAAAUGUGAGUUUGAGUUCUUCUUUGUGGAAACUUAAGAUGUGGUGUAAAUGAUUCUUUCCAAAACUGUCCAGCAGCUUUGUGAGGCAGUGACAAUUCCUAGGUAGUUUAUUGGGAGUCCUACAUUUCUCCUUAGAUCACUUUGCAGUCUGGGUGGCUAUCAUAUAGCCUCACUGCCCCAGAGCGCCUGUUUAGCCAUUCCCCUCAGAUAGGAAUAUUUUAUAAGAAUCAGCUGAUAACUUGGCGUGCUGGUCCUUGUUAUCUGUGCCCCUGGGAAACACAUACUUUCUUGGUUUUCAAUACCUGAAACACAAGCGACUUUACAUUUGGGGGAAUUAGCUGAUGAUACCUCCUGAGGCCUGAGGAGGUGGCGGGGAAUAUGAGCGGUGCUGUCUCUUUAAAAGUGCCCUUUCUGUGAUUCCCCUCCUGGGGCUGCCUGCAGGGGCUGUGGGCUUGGGAGAGAUUGUGUAGAUGAUAGUGAAUAAGAAUGAAAUGGUAGAUUUUGUGUAGAUGCAUUUGUCUGCUGUAAUUUUUUAUAUAUAUAUUAAACUUACUGUAACUGUACAGUUCAUUUCUGUUGUAAAACAUUAUUAAACCAUUUUCCAAGUGUU
Molecule: messenger RNA, 13782 nt
Organism: Nycticebus coucang (slow loris)
Lineage: Eukaryota; Metazoa; Chordata; Mammalia; Primates; Lorisidae
Gene: POU2F1
Product: POU class 2 homeobox 1
Exons: 16
Coding region: 15-2315 (766 amino acids)
Biological process (GO): regulation of transcription by RNA polymerase II
Cellular component (GO): nucleus
Molecular function (GO): DNA-binding transcription factor activity, RNA polymerase II-specific; RNA polymerase II cis-regulatory region sequence-specific DNA binding
Source: RefSeq, a predicted model, not a curated record